Plasmodium berghei ANKA is the source of this 1362-nucleotide messenger RNA. RefSeq names its product alpha tubulin 1. Gene Ontology annotation, biological process: microtubule cytoskeleton organization; mitotic cell cycle. The transcript is spliced from 3 exons. Gene Ontology annotation, cellular component: cytoplasm; microtubule. Lineage: Eukaryota; Apicomplexa; Aconoidasida; Haemosporida; Plasmodiidae. Bases 1 to 1362 code for a protein of 453 amino acids. Gene Ontology annotation, molecular function: GTP binding; structural constituent of cytoskeleton. The record is from RefSeq and is a predicted model, not a curated record.
AUGAGAGAAGUAAUAAGUAUACAUGUAGGACAGGCUGGUAUCCAAGUUGGAAACGCAUGCUGGGAGCUAUUUUGUUUAGAACAUGGUAUACAGCCCGAUGGUCAAAUGCCUCCUGACCAGGCUGGUAGAGCAAAUGAUGAUGCUUUUAAUACCUUUUUUUCAGAAACCGGUGCUGGCAAACAUGUCCCACGUUGUGUUUUUGUUGACUUAGAACCAACUGUUGUGGAUGAAGUAAGAACGGGCACAUAUCGCCAGUUAUUUCACCCUGAGCAGUUAAUAUCUGGAAAGGAAGACGCAGCAAACAAUUUUGCAAGAGGUCAUUACACAAUUGGUAAAGAAGUCAUUGAUGUGUGUUUGGAUCGAAUUCGAAAAUUAGCUGAUAAUUGCACAGGAUUACAAGGAUUUUUGAUGUUUAGUGCUGUUGGAGGUGGUACUGGAAGUGGAUUUGGAUGUUUAAUGUUAGAAAGAUUGUCAGUUGAUUAUGGAAAAAAAUCAAAGUUAAAUUUUUGUUGCUGGCCAUCACCACAAGUUUCAACUGCUGUAGUUGAACCAUAUAAUUCAGUUUUAUCAACACAUUCAUUAUUAGAACACACAGAUGUAGCUAUUAUGCUAGAUAAUGAAGCUAUUUACGAUAUAUGCAAAAAAAAUUUAGAUAUAGAAAGACCUACUUAUACAAAUUUAAAUAGAUUGAUUGCACAAGUUAUAUCAUCUUUAACAGCUUCAUUACGUUUUGAUGGUGCAUUAAAUGUUGAUGUUACCGAAUUUCAAACUAAUUUAGUACCAUAUCCACGUAUUCAUUUUAUGUUAUCAUCAUAUGCCCCUGUAGUUAGUGCUGAAAAAGCAUAUCAUGAACAAUUGUCUGUAUCAGAAAUUACAAACUCAGCAUUUGAACCAGCAAAUAUGAUGGCAAAAUGUGAUCCUAGACAUGGAAAAUAUAUGGCUUGUUGUUUAAUGUAUAGAGGAGAUGUAGUACCAAAAGAUGUGAAUGCCGCUGUUGCCACUAUAAAAACGAAAAGAACUAUUCAAUUUGUUGAUUGGUGCCCAACUGGAUUUAAAUGUGGUAUUAAUUAUCAACCUCCAACAGUAGUACCCGGUGGAGACUUAGCAAAAGUUAUGAGAGCUGUUUGUAUGAUUUCUAACUCAACUGCUAUUGCUGAAGUUUUUUCAAGAAUGGAUCAAAAAUUUGAUUUAAUGUAUGCAAAGAGAGCAUUUGUUCACUGGUAUGUUGGUGAGGGUAUGGAAGAAGGAGAAUUUAGUGAAGCUAGAGAAGAUUUAGCUGCUUUAGAAAAGGAUUAUGAAGAAGUCGGAAUUGAAACAAAUGAUGGCGAAGGAGAAGAUGAAGGAUAUGAGGCAGACUAUUAA